This is a messenger RNA of Anopheles cruzii, 1528 nucleotides long. It is a transcript of the gene Sc2, whose product is annotated as probable very-long-chain enoyl-CoA reductase art-1. The record is from RefSeq and is a predicted model, not a curated record. The coding region runs from base 127 to 1029 and encodes 300 amino acids. Gene Ontology annotation, molecular function: oxidoreductase activity, acting on the CH-CH group of donors; protein binding. The transcript has 5 exons. NCBI's taxonomy places the organism in Eukaryota, Metazoa, Arthropoda, Insecta, Diptera, Culicidae. Gene Ontology annotation, biological process: very long-chain fatty acid biosynthetic process.
UCGUCGCAUGUUUCUUGCUGUCGUUAAAUAAUCAGCUCUCAAGCGACCAGCAACAACUUCCGUGGCGGCUUUCGUUGGCUCUCCGCUUUCACCUAGAUAACGGGCUUAAGCAAUUAGCGAUUAACCAUGGAGAUUGAAAUUCUGGACGCAAAAUCAUCGAAAUCAUUGGGAAAAUGCCGUGCCUCGGGUCCCGAUGCCACGCUUCAGUCCCUGAAGGAUGAUGUGCAAAAGCUGAAAUCAUCACUAACCGUGCAUCGUCAGUCGUUUCGCUUGGAGCCGCGAGGCAAAGCACUAAAGGAAAGUGAAACGCUCAAGUCGCUCGGUGUGACUUCCGGAAGCAAGCUGUACGUACGGGACCUGGGACCCCAGAUCAGCUGGAAAGGUGUUUUCCUAGCAGAGUACGCCGGGCCAAUUCUCGUGUAUCUCAUCUUCUACCAGCGCCCAUCGCUGAUUUAUUCGAACGCUGAUCUUCCAAUGACCACAACGGCCAGUAUUGCAGCAGCCUGCUGGGUCGCCCAUUACGCUAAACGGCUGCUGGAAACGUUGUUCGUGCAUCGUUUCUCGCACGCUACGAUGCCGUUGAGAAAUCUCUUUAAAAACUGUUCCUACUACUGGGCGUUCGCGGGUUAUGUUGCUUACCACGUGAAUCAUCCGAGGUUCACGGAACCUUGCCAAGCAAUGGUUUACGCUGGAUUGGCAACCUUUGUGGUUAGUGAGCUGGGCAACUUUUCCAUUCACAUGUUGCUUCGAAACCUGCGGCCUGCUGGUUCCAAUGUGAGAAAGAUUCCCGUUCCGGAUAGUAACCCAUUGACACAGUUGUACAACUUCGUCUCUUGCCCAAACUACACUUACGAGUUUCUGUCCUGGGUCGGAUUCACCGUGAUGACCUCCUGCAUACCGGCCGGACUAUUUGCGGCAGCCGGCAUGUACCAGAUGACCGUGUGGGCUCUCGGCAAGCAUCGCAACUACAAGAAAGAGUUCAAAGACUACCCGAAAACGCGCAAAGCAAUCGUUCCCUUUUUACUGUAAGGGAUUGGAAAGGCAGCAACUUUUCGUAUUUUUUUUGUGGCUGCACUACAAAUCGUCUAGCAACCCUUUGUUGCUAAGACAAAUUUCGUAGUCUAAGGGCCAAGGGCCAAGGGUACGCUUUCGUUUAAGUGUGGCUCUCGCUUUUUCAUCUUUUUCUUUUAUUUCGAGGAUAGGGUGGUGCGUUGAUGAUUUGUGUUUCAAACUAGCUAAAGCAUUUGUGACGAAGUGCGUUGUCCAUUUCAAGGACACAUCCAUUUCAACUAGAUAGUUGUAAGGUGCAAGGUGUAGUUGAUUUCAAAGUGUCGUCAUCGUUAUUUAUUGAGCGAAAUAACCGAAAGCAUUACAACGGUAAACCCAAACCACGAUCAUUCCUAUUUUCGUUUUUGAAUGGUGUAGGACUUACAAUGUGUGCGACCAAAUACGCAGACAAAUGCGACACAAUUUACAUUUCCUUUGGUGUUGAUGCAAAUAAUAAUUAAUAAACUCCAAUUAAAUUUUU